AUGACUUUUGUUGCCAUGAAACCUACUCUUCUGUCCCUUCCCACGGAAAUCCAACUCCUGAUCUUCCAUGCUUUAUUCGUCGAUGAAGAACAACGCUCCAUGUCUCAUCCAAUGAUGCGAGUAUCAAAAUCAGCCUACGAGACAUGCAAACCCAUCAUACUCUCACAUCUCCGACUACAUAUUGAUGCUUGGCCCGACUGUGAGGAGUAUCCCGACAUCGAUGACGCACUCAUGAACUUCACGCUGAAACCAUCAAAGUGGUCAGAUAUGGACAGCAACGACAUUCAAAAAAAUUACUCCUGGAAAGACUUUUGCGCGAAACCAGAGUUGGUUGCUCUACUUCCUUAUGUGGGGAGUUUGGUGUUUCAUUGUGCUUUGGAGCGGAACGGGUGCUCUUGCUGUUAUGAGGAAUGCUGGGCAAUUGUCAGGUGGAGAUGUGGGAAGGGGGAACCGAGAGUCGAGGAUAGGAAAUAUGGAGUUGAUUGUGGUGCUAUUGGGUAUGUGCCAGAGGCUGGGCUAGAGCAUAGUGAGGCGAGAAUGAGACGAGAAAGGGCGGCAUUCGAGGUUUCUAAAGCUAGUGUGCUUUCUCUGCAAGUCUUGGAGAGCCUCUUUGGUGAUGUGUUUGCAGAGGAGCCAGUGCAGGGGUAUGAGACAGAGGAGGAGUAA
This is a messenger RNA of Aureobasidium subglaciale EXF-2481, 666 nucleotides long. RefSeq lists its product as uncharacterized. The record is from RefSeq and is a predicted model, not a curated record. Bases 1 to 666 code for a protein of 221 amino acids. The transcript has a single exon. NCBI's taxonomy places the organism in Eukaryota, Fungi, Ascomycota, Dothideomycetes, Dothideales, Saccotheciaceae.